This is a messenger RNA of Hymenoscyphus albidus, 1257 nucleotides long. The record is from the annotation of a GenBank genome assembly. Lineage: Eukaryota; Fungi; Ascomycota; Leotiomycetes; Helotiales; Helotiaceae.
AUGCCGAUUCCUUUUCUGUCGACGGCUAUCUGGUAUGGUAUACCAGGUAUGCCAAGUAGGUGGACGAUUUUCUGCGGCUUCCUCGCGAUUGUCGUCCUCUCCUUCGUCAAAUGGGUUUCCAUGGGCACAACAAACACAUCGGAGAGAAAACUCCAUGGGAAAGUGGUGAUACUCACAGGAGGAACGUCAGGGAUAGGAGCAGCGACGGCACUGGACCUAGCAUCACGAGGCGCACAGUUGAUACUCCUCGUCCACCAAUCGCCCUCGGAUUUAUUCCUCGUCGACUACAUUGACGAUCUGCGAGAACGAUCAGGAAACCAUAUGAUAUACGCGGAGCAGGUGGACUUGUCAUCUCUGUGGAGCAUACGGAAGUUUGCGACCAAAUGGAUCGAUAACGCACCACCUCGGCGACUCGAUAUGAUUGCUCUAUGUGCCUCGACUCUUACUCCACCCGGCAGAUCUCGCAUCAUGACAGAAGAGGGACUGGAAGAGACUUGGAUGGUUAACUAUCUUGCCAAUUUCCAUCUACUCAGCAUUCUCAGUCCGGCAAUUCGAACACAGCCCCCGGACAGAGACGUAAGAAUUAUUUUCACGACGUGUUCAGCCUAUAUAAACUCACCCGCGAUUGGAGAUGGAAGCGAUGCGCUCAAGAAGAAGGAAUGGUCGCCUUCGAAAGCCUAUGCCCGAAGUAAAUACGCACUAAAUGUUUUUGGACACGCCUUUUCGAAACAUCUCGACGCAUACAAGCGACCUGAUGGAGCACCUACAAAUGCGCGUGUUGUAUUUGUGGAUCCUGGAUAUUGCCGGACACCGGGUAUGCGAAGGUAUCUCACACGGGGAACCCUUUGGGGGUUGUCAAUCUAUUUGGCAUUAUGGCAGACCGUAUGGCUUUUGUUGAAGAGCCCGGAAGGAGGUGCUCAGAGUUUCUUGUAUGCGGCUAUGGAAGCUACCCUUGGUCGUGGCUACGGAGGAAAGUUAAUCAAGGAAUGUCGAGAAAUGGCAUUUGCAAGAAAGGAUGUCACGGAUGAGAAGAUUGCAGAGAAGCUUUGGAAGGGAACUGAGAAGCUCAUUGAGAAGACUGAGAAGGAUGAGGCUGUGAAAAGGUCUUUGAAAAAGAAGGAAGAGAAGGAGGCAAAGGAGGCAAAGGAGGCAAAGGAGAAAAAAACUUCAUCUGAGAAGGUCGCGCCUAAAGCAGAUUCAAAUGGCAAUAGCGACAGUAAGAACGCCAAAUCACGUAGGCAGAAGAAGGCGAAAUGA